UGAGAUACGCGCGCUACGGGAAAUGUGAUCGAGCGUCGUCGCCGUAACAGUCGUCGGUCGAUGCUAGGCGUAGCGAUACACCCACCUCGCUACCUCUAGUCUCUAUUUCUGUGCAGUCUCUCGGCUGACACCUGCCCGAAAGCAGGAGGACACGGUUGACAUAAUUCCGCGAACGCCGCUGCCGCCGAUUUCAUUCGACACUUGUGACAUUUGUGAGCAGCUGACGUACGCGUGUCACGUCGUCGCGACGUGAAGAUGUGAAGAAGAGGACACGCGACUUAUGACCGAAACUUGAUCGAAAAAGAGAGUGAUUCAUACGCUAUAAUACUGACGUAUUACCGUUUACUGUGCCGGUGUGCAGUGACGUUUCUGUCAAUCGCCGUACGGAUUUCUCUGUCGUGAUGAAGCUACACGAGAAGAAAGAGUCCGGCAUCCACAGGGUGCAGGAGGUGCCGCUCGAGGAGCUGGAGCUCUCGAAGGAGUACAACGUGGAGAAGACAUUGGGCGAGGGUAGUUUCGCAAAGGUUUUAUUAGCGACGCACAGAGCCACUCAGACCAGAGUGGUCCUGAAAGCGGUCCACCAGGAGCUUACGUCGGAGAAAGACUUUUACCGAGAAUUUCACUAUUCCUACCACCUGAGCCCGCAUCCCAACAUCCUCUGCUCGUACGCGGUCGCCUUCAAGGCGGAGAGAUGUUUCGUCUUCGCGCAAGAAUACGCGCCCUACGGUGACCUCGCGGGCAACGUGAAGGCCGGCGGGUUGAGCGAGGACGCGUGCAAGAGGAUCGCCGGUCAGCUCGCCUCCGCCCUCGACUUCAUCCACUCGAAGCAGCUGACGCAUCGCGACAUCAAGCUGGAGAACGUGCUGGUGUUCGCUCAGGACAUGACGAAGGUGAAGCUCUGCGAUUUCGGCUGCACGAGACGCGAAGGCACCCUGGUGAACAAGAUCCGUUGCACCUGGGUGCCGUUCCAGCCGCCCGAGAUCCACGAAGUCAUCAAGAACGAGCGGUACGCCUGCAAGAGGAGCUCGGACUGCUGGCAGUUCGGCAUCGUGCUCUUCGUCUGCUUGACCGGCAAUCCGCCGUGGCAGAGCGCCGAUCCUAUCCAAGACCCGGACUACUCGGCCUUCCAGCGGUGGCUGAAGAGACGCACCACUAAGAUCCCGCCGACGUUCCGGCGAUUCACGCCGCGGCUGUUGCGCUACUUCCGUCGCGCGUUCGAGCACAAGCCGGAGAAGAGGCCGCACGUGACCGAGAUCAACAAAUAUCUCAAGGACUCGUGGUGCAUCAGCAAGAUCAGCCACAGCGCGACCUCGACGUCGGUCGACGUGAGCGAGAGCCUGGCGAGGCGCGGCGACAGCCUGCUCUACCUCGACACGAUCUUGGACGACCGGCAUCACUUCGAUGAGAACAAGAAUAAGCUGAGGAAGCUGCUCAAUAGCUACGGCCUGGAGACCACGGUGGACCAGAAGGUCGUCACUAAGAGGAUAUGGGAGUGGGUGAUGCAAUGCGACUCCAACGUGGACGAGCCCGGUCUGAUCAGCGGCUACAGCACGGAGGACAUGUGAGAGAUGGCGAGGACCUGCAGCGAGCCGUGCCUGCGGCCCGCUCAGGAGGAACUUGGCAAGUUCCGAAUGGGCAGCCUCCACGUGCGGACCUCGUACGGAUGUGCCAAGUAAUACGAAAUAGUCCACGGAGUAGCACCGGAGAGUGCUGCUCACUACCGGCUCUACCGGUGUUUCAGAGUGUUGAAAAUUCUAUACAUAGGCGGACCAAUUAGCGGAACGAACUUCCUUGAUUAGCGGGAGAACGAGGAUUCGCGGUAGGAUUAGAGAAACGUGGAUGUUCGUAGCGAUCGGCGGAGUUAGGUGACGACAACUCCCGUGAUGAUGAAUCCCAGAAGAAGAUCCACAUGUCCAAGGCGCGUUGUACAGGUGCCUAAAAGACGUCCCGACUUCUCGAACGGGCGUCUCUCGGAUGCCUCUGAAUUUCGCGCUGUUCUGCGGUCGAGAAGGAAAAGAUCGCUUUCGUGAAAAAGAUAAAAGAGAUAGUCUCUCAUAUAAGACGCUCUAGCAAUUAAAUGUAAAUGUGAUAUAUACGUAUCUAAGUAGAUAGAUAGAGAGAGAGAGAGAGAGAGAGAGAGAGAAGGAGAAUUCGCUCUUUAACCGAGGAAAGAGCGGUGUCGGAGGUCAUACUGGCGAUUAGCUCGGUGUACUAACUGUAGAGACAAUAAUGCUGGUUCGUAUGACUUGCGUUACGUUAGUCAGUUAGUUACGUUAGCCCCGAUGGUAAACCGAUGGUCUUAGCGAUGCCUUAUGCGGGAUUAGACGCGAGGUUAGAGAGAGAGACAACCACGUAGAGAUAUUUUAUAUAUCACCAGAGUAUCUGAGAGGGGGAAGAAGAAAGGUAGCCGUUUUCGUUCGUAUGAUAGCGAUGUAACUAUCGACAACUAGACAAGAGACGAAAGAGCGAAAAGACUGUAUAAUCCAAAUCUAUAGAUCAGAAGAGAUCUGUCCUAUCCUAGUGAAACCGGACACGAGAACGGUCGAAAGUUUUGAUCCUUCGUUAAACGCAAAUUUUUCAGGAGAAAGUGCCGUAAAGUUUCGGAAGUGCCGACAUAGCCGUAACAAAGACGCAGGUAUAGGGAUUACGAAACAAGGAUAGUAGACGAUUACUUACAUUGACAACAACCACUACUAGAUUCGUGAACGGUAACGCGUAAUCAUACAGAUGUAAAUACAUUUCUACACGUAGAGAUAGAUAUACAUUCGCGUUCGCGCUGUACGUGUACAUAUACAUAUACGUGUGUACGUAUGUAUAUGUAGCCAUAUAUAUAGUACACAUAUAUUCUUGUAGCGGUUUAUGGUGUAGCGCGUAGGGAUUCCGUUUGUACGAUUAGUUACGCCACUUCGUAACGGUGAUAUAGACAUAGUAAUUCGUAAUUUCGCACACGUUGCGACUCCGACGGUCGUAAUGGUCACGCAAACGAUCCUGCGAGUUCGAAAACACCCACGGAUAACGACGCGCGAAACGAGCUCGUUUCCACGAGCGGAUACCGCGAGCCAGUUGCGAAAUUCGUCGUCGCUUGCAUCCGGCGAACAGGUGCACGUUGAUCUUGAAAUCAGAGACUCGUGCGAUUAUAAUUGUCCUAAUAAUUACAGUUGAUGGUAAAUUUCGACGAUAAUUCUCCGGCGAAUCUGAUUUUUUUCCGAUGCUGUGUUCUCGAGCACCGUUCACGCGAAAUCUUUAGCAAGGAAAUCGCUCGCUAAUGAUGCACGCGAGCAUAAAUGAUACAAAGCUUCUUUUUCCUUUCUUCGGAAUUUCGCAACCUAAUCGUUAUCAGGAUGAACUGUUGUACGCUGGAAGAUCAGCAUUAAAGAACGUAUCGACAGCCGGGAUCAUGCGAAUGCGUGUUUCGAUACAUUUGUACGCUGGAAGAGGAGUUGUAACGAUGCGUGCGAACGAUUCGUCGAUUAUCUCAUCAUCGAUGUUUCUCGACAUUGUCCGACGCGCGAGUGACUAUCAGCGACAUGUUAAACAAGUAGAGAGUUCUUCGCGAGGAAGCCGACGUAUGUGGCCUCCGUCGACGCGAAAGAAGCGAUGUUUUGUAUA
Messenger RNA from Dinoponera quadriceps, 3609 nucleotides. RefSeq names its product serine/threonine-protein kinase SBK1 (gene meng). The transcript has 2 exons. The record is from RefSeq and is a predicted model, not a curated record. The coding region runs from base 402 to 1565 and encodes 387 amino acids. NCBI's taxonomy places the organism in Eukaryota, Metazoa, Arthropoda, Insecta, Hymenoptera, Formicidae. Gene Ontology annotation, molecular function: protein serine/threonine kinase activity; ATP binding. Gene Ontology annotation, biological process: peptidyl-serine phosphorylation; peptidyl-threonine phosphorylation.